AUGCAUUGGACGGCUUGUUUCUCAUUGCUUGUCCUCGCUGCUGGGGCCAUUGCGGCCCCCCACGCGCGUGCAGAUAAGCAUUAUGCCAUCAUGGACAACGAUUGGUAUACGGCAGGAUUCGUGCCUUAUCUGAUCGCCCUGGAUGGUGAUGUGGAUAUUCUAGGUCUGGCCUCCGAUACCGCCAAUAGUUGGCAGCGACAAGGAGCGUUGCAUGCCGUCGCUACUCUCGAGGCUGGUAAUUUGAGCUGCAUCCCCGUCUAUGCCGGCGCGACCUGGCCAUUGAUUAAUACCCCUGAGCGCUUUCAAGCAUGGGAGACUAUCCACGGAAAGCUACCCUGGGAGGGCGCAUUUGCGCCGGAGAACAAAACCGCCGAAGCUGAGGGUAAUGACCCUACCUCGGGAAACCCCAACCGCUUUGUGAAGGCGGCUUUCAGGGAGGGUUAUCCCAAGGGCAAGCCAAACAACUCUACCUCGGCUGCAAACUUCAUGGUCGAAAUGGUACACAAGUACCCUGGUCAAGUGUCCAUCUACUCGGCCGGUGCCCUGACCAACAUUGCAUUGGCUGUUCGCAUGGAUCCGGAGUUUGCGUCGCUUGCUAAGCAGCUUGUAAUCAUGGGCGGAUACGUUGACUUGAACAUGCUCCAGGCUACUGGUAGCAUUAUGCUGGCUGAUUACCAGUCUGACAUUAACCUGAUGAUUGACCCAGAAGCCUCCAAGAUUGCACUGACUGCAGACUUCCCCAGCAUCACUAUCGCCGGUAAUGUCGCCAACCAGGUGUUCCCCAGUCAGCAGUUUGUCGACGAAGUCAAGACCGCCAAGAACCCCUACGCGGAGCUCUUUUCCAAAUCUAAAUACUGUGUAUGUCGGUUUGAAUUUACUGACAACUUUGCUGCACUAGUUUACCUCGACGUGGACACCUCAUAUGGCAGCCCCAACUACGGCAACAUCCAUGUUUACCAGAAGGCCCUUGCCCCUCUCGGUAUUCGCCAGGUGAACUACAUUUUCGAGGUUGAUGCCGACAGGCUGACCCAGCGAAUCAAGCAUUCGUUGAUGCACCCCAAGACCUGCGCGGACCUCGCAUAA
Messenger RNA from Penicillium canariense, 1083 nucleotides. RefSeq lists its product as uncharacterized. Gene Ontology annotation, molecular function: purine nucleosidase activity. The transcript has 4 exons. Lineage: Eukaryota; Fungi; Ascomycota; Eurotiomycetes; Eurotiales; Aspergillaceae. The record is from RefSeq and is a predicted model, not a curated record. Bases 1 to 1083 code for a protein of 360 amino acids. Gene Ontology annotation, biological process: purine nucleoside catabolic process. Gene Ontology annotation, cellular component: cytosol.